This is a messenger RNA of Castor canadensis (American beaver), 4909 nucleotides long. RefSeq names its product ankyrin repeat domain 9 (gene Ankrd9). The record is from RefSeq and is a predicted model, not a curated record. Gene Ontology annotation, molecular function: protein binding. NCBI's taxonomy places the organism in Eukaryota, Metazoa, Chordata, Mammalia, Rodentia, Castoridae.
CCUCGGCCGCACUGCGCCGCCCGCCGCCCGCCAGCCGCCGGUGCCGGCACCGCCGCCCAGCGAUCCGGCCUCGGCGGCUCAGAGCGCGGCUGCGGCGGGCGCGGGCGGCGGCGGCUUCCUUUUGGCCGCCCGUCGUGGGGGCCUCCGCCUGAUCGCCCGCGUGGGGACAGCGCGUGCUCCUGCCCGCAGCGCAGACAGGGGCGCCCGGCCCGGGCCCCUCUGCCCCUAAUGGAGCUCUGGUGCUGACAGGCAGCAAACUUGUUUGUGGAUGAAGGGCCCGGGCCACUCCCCACUCACUGUUGGGGCGCACUACCACACUGCCAGCCACAACCAGCCGCAGUCCACCCCGUUUUCACAGACGAGGAAGCUGAGGUUCGGCGAGGGAAAGUGAAAUACCCACAUCCACAGACCCAAGCGAUUGGUUGCGCUGCAGGAACCAGGUUGGUCAGGACCCAUGCCUUGAGGUCGUGAGGCUCCCUGCUGCCACCAUGCCGUGGGACUCGCGACCCUGGGCGGGCGCUGACAGCGGGCCGGAAGGCGCGGGCGCGGCGCGCUCGCGGGCGCAGAAGCAGUGCCGGAAGUCGUCCUUCGCCUUCUACCAGGCGGUGCGUGACCUGCUGCCCGUAUGGCUGUUGGAGGACAUGCGCGCCAGCGAGGCCUUCCACUGGGACGAGCGCGGGCGCGCCUCCGCCUAUUCGCCGUCGGAGGCGCUGCUCUACGCGCUCGUGCACGACCACCAGGCCUACGCGCACUACCUGCUGGCCACGUUCCCGCGGCGCGCGCUCGCGCCACCCAGCGCGGGCUUCCGCUGCUGCGCCGCGCCUGGGCCGCACGUGGCGCUGGCGGUGCGCUACAAUCGCGUGGGCAUCCUGCGCAGCAUCCUGCGUACCGUGCGCGACUUCCCGGCUGAGGAGCGUGCGCGCCUGCUCGACCGGCGAGGCUGCAGCCGCGUGGAGGGCGGUGGCACGUCGUUGCACGUGGCCUGCGAGCUGGCGCGCCCCGAGUGCCUGUUCCUGCUGCUGGGCCACGGCGCGUCGCCGGGCCUGCGCGACGGCGGGGGCCUUACACCACUCGAGCUACUGUUGCGCCAGCUGGGCCGCGACGCCGGCUCGGUCCCUGCUGCUGCUGCUGCUGCUGCUGCUGCUGAGGCCUCCUCCGCCGCCACCACCACCACCACCGUGCCUGGUGAGCUUCGCCAGCGCCGCCUGCUGCUGCUGGACCUGCUGGUGCUGUACACCCCCGCGGGCGCCGCCGGCCCGGCUCGCCGAGAGCUGCUGGGUGACCAGCCGCGCUGGCGGCGGCUACUGGGUGAGGACAAGUUCCAGUGGCUGGCGGGGUUGGCGCCGCCCUCGCUUUUCACACGCGCCAUGCAGGUGCUGGUCACUGCCAUCUCUCCCGGCCGAUUCCCCGAGGCCCUGGAUGAGCUGCCGCUGCCACCCUUUCUACAGCCCUUGGACCUCACGGGCAAGGGCUAGACUCGGAGGACAGAACUGGUUUUUCAGAGCAUAGUACCUGGCACUUUACAUAUAUUGAUCUGUGUACGGAAGAAUCUGCCUUGUUUGUCGCAUGCUCUCGGGCUGGGCUGGGAUAUCAGGCAGGUUCCAAAGCCUCAGGUUUUCUGGGUGCGGCUGGGCGCAGCGCCCCAUGCUCCAGCCAGAGGGACUCCGAGGGGUUGAGCACCAUCUCACUGCCCAAUCGUGGAAAGGGGUGAAGACUAGCCUCCCACCUUGAUCUGAAGCCUCUGGGAGCUAUGGAUGGUGGUGGUGGUGGUAUGGGGGGGCUGGUAGGUGGUGUGGGGAGUGACAGCUGAGCAGAGCAGGAGCGUGGCAAGCAUGGAGUGGGGACUGAUGUGUCCAAGCAGGGGGACAGAAUGUGUACAGGACUACAGGUCCUGUAGUUCUGACAGCCCUCCUGUGCUGUCAGCAUUUAGAGGCUGUGAACUCUGCGGCUUGGACCUGAUCCUGUAGUGCAGGGAGAAGUAGGGCUGGGCAGGCCAGUCCAGGCCGGCUGGAAUUGGGGAAACAUAUACAUAUGAUCCAGGCUGGGCCUCCUUGUAUCUCCACCCUCUACUGGCCACAGCCACUUAGGUAUCACUAUGGCUCCUAGCCAGGUCUGCAUUUGUCACGGUCACCCCCUCUUAGUUUUUCACCCACAACUAGCAGGUGCCAGGUUCUAGAGCUCCUGUUCCUGUCAGCUCUGUCAUUGCAUCUGCUUUGGCCCUACAGCUGGGGCCCCCAGUAGCCAGUGUGCCCCUCACCAGGGUUAGGUGGCCUUUCUCUGGGCCUGCCCUCCUCUGGCCUGCCCAUAGAGUGUUAGGUGGUGCCUGUGGAGACAAGAGGCAGGCUUCUUGCCCAGCCUGGAUAGCUGGUUUUGGCUGGAAGGUUCUGAAGAUGGAGACUUGUUAAUGAACAUACCACCAUCCUUCAGGACAAAGGGACCCUCCCUGGCUGCGAAGUAAGCCUCAGGACCAGGGAGGAUGGUCAGGCUGCCCUGCCCAGGAAUUCUGCUGCUCUGUGAAAUUUAACCUGUGAGGCAUGGGCUGAAGGGCUGUGAUUGUCCUGCCAGGAGCAGAGGGCCAGCUGUCUGCCUGAAGUGGCUAGCCUGGUAGGGGAACCUGCUGCCCACUCUGCACUCAGUGUUCCUGAGGGGAGCGGGCCUGGUGGUGGAAGAGGCUUUGGGUGGUGACUACAGAGUCCAGGGUGGAUUUGUCCAGGGAUGGCCUGGACAAGAGGAAGAUCUUGCCUGGGGACCUGGACCUGCCACUGACUCAGGGAGACCUUGGACAAACCUCUGGGUCUCUGCUUUCCUUUUGUCUUCAAGAGGUUCUGGAAUCUCCACACCAUCUGCAGCCCCGAAGGGAAUGUGAACCCAUUCCAGGGAAGUGUGUGGCAAAGGGGUGCGUGGCCGUAACUGGUCAUUGGUUCCAGUUGAAGUGAGGCCCUACUUCCCUCCUGCUGUGGCCUGGGCCAGUUAAAUAGCCUCUCUGAACCUUGGUUUGGUUCAGUGUGACAAGGAAGUAGCUUGGUGGCACUGGAGUAGUUAUGGGGACUUCUCCCAUAUGGCACAGUGACUGGUCAUCGGGAGGCUCCUGUGCCUCAGAUGGGUAAGAGGAUAGAGGCACCAAGGGCAUUAGCUUCUGAUGGCUCUAAUUGGAGUGGGCAGGAUGUUGAAAACAGGUCCAGAGGGCAGAGGCUGCCCAUCACUCACACAGCGGGCCUGAGUCUUGGCCCAGCUCUUUCUCUGAGUCUCACAGGAUGCCUGACCCCAGCUUCUGCUGGUGGGAGCAGAGAGCCUGGAGCAGUGGCAAAGGCAGAUAAACAGAGCCUGUUAUCGGUGGCUGCUGCUGGGCAGAAGGAGGGUGGGUUGGUUUAUCUGUCUCCUGGGUCCUCUGGUCUCAGGAAGGGCUUUAAGGACUGUGAUGCCAUCCCAGUUGCUGUUACCACUGGGACCUGAGCCUGCAGGAUUCUGCGGGACCGGGGGGGGGUUGGGUGGCACCAAGUCCAGCACCAGUGUCCCUUGGCAGACAGCAGCUUUGAUGGCUUCUCAAAGGCAUGCACUGUGCUCUGGACAAGUCUCCGCCUCUGGGACAGCAAGAUGGUGGUUUUGUUCAGUUCAUGAACAAAUUUUGCCAAUUUGCUUCCCCCAUGUCCACCGAGGGCCCAGUGUUCCCAAGGGCCUUGAAUAGCUCCAGGUAAGAGUUCAGAGGCUAGGAUCUCUGUACCCAUUGUCCAUUAGGGAAGACAGAUGAGGCUAGGCCAUUGUUGGGCUCAUCGGAACCAAGCUCUGAGAAUCUAUCCCCUCCCCAAGGUGUGCAGACCUUAUGCCCAGGCCUCAAAAGGGCCUAUGAAAGACUGCUGUUGGGGUGGCCCGGCACCUGGCUGCUGUGGCUCUCACCUCCACCUGGGUCUUUUUGGCACACUAUAUCUGCUGUUGCCUUGACUUUCCUACUAUGACUUUUCCCUUCCUGUUUGUUCGCAGCCAGCAGUUUCUUAAGUUACCUCAAAUCCUGUCCAGACAAGGAUGCUUUCUGAAUCAGGAAGCAGGGAACAUGCUUGGUCUCAGGAAGGCUACUCCAUGUUUGAACUGUUUGAAGAGCAGCUAAUUGCAGCUGGGCAUGGUGGUUCAUGCCUGUGAUCCCAGUACUUGGGAGCCUUGUACAGGAAGACAGCUCAGGGCUAGCCCGGGCUAAACAAACUAAAGCCAAAGGUAAUUGGUCACAGCAUCCUAUCCCUCUGCAGUAGGGAUAGGACCAGCGCUGCUGAUCCUUUAAAAAUGCAAGGUAUGAUUUACAUGCAGUAAAACACAAAGGUGUUAGUGCAUAGCUUAAGUCAUGACUCACGUCUACCUGUGUGUAACCAUUACCCCAGUCAAGGUAGAGGUGAAGAUUUCUACAAAUGGAUUUUUUGCUUGCAAAAUUCAAGUAGAGCACUUGGGUUAUAUGGAGAAGUCCACGGCAGGUGAGGUGGGCCAAGCAGGAGGCACCAGCUACACUGCUUGCUGUGUGCAGCUCCAGGAGUUGGCCCAGACCUCUUCACGGGUUCAGUGCAUAUACAGAAAGAUUUCUUUUUUGGGUGGGGAUUAAACCUAGGACCUCGCACAUGCUAGGCAAGUGUUCUACCACUUGAGCCACACCAAAAACCCCAGUGGUUUUGCUUUUAAGAUGGUCUCAGUACCUUUUUGGCCUGGAACUCCUGAUCCUCUAGUCUCCACCUCCCAAGUAAUGGGAUGAUAGGUGUGUACCACCAUACCCAGCUUUGAACACAUUUUUUCUAUGUGUUUUACAUAUGUAUGAAAUCAGAUCACUUACACAAUUACUAUUUUUUUUUGUGGUACUGGGGCUUGAACUCGGCCUACACCUUGAGACACUCCACCAGCCCUAUUUUUGUGAAGGGUUUUUUCAAGAUAGGGU